Messenger RNA from Pocillopora verrucosa, 2865 nucleotides. Its product is annotated as tetratricopeptide repeat protein 7B. Lineage: Eukaryota; Metazoa; Cnidaria; Anthozoa; Scleractinia; Pocilloporidae. Gene Ontology annotation, molecular function: protein binding. Gene Ontology annotation, biological process: phosphatidylinositol phosphate biosynthetic process; protein localization to plasma membrane. The record is from RefSeq and is a predicted model, not a curated record. Gene Ontology annotation, cellular component: plasma membrane.
UGGCCGUCUUGUAGUUGUUCCGCAGACAUAUUGUACAUUACUUCAAAACACGCUUUCGUGAAAUGAGAUGGCUCGAAGAUCCAAAACUAGUUUAGAAAAUGAAAUAGAGCGUUCACGGUGGGAGGAAAAAUGGGAAUAUAUUCCAAAACUGGUCGAUCAGCUAUCGAGUCGGACUACAAGUGAACCAAGUAUAGAUACAAUAAAAAAGUUCCUAAUCAGUGAAUCCCGGCUUGAAAUAUACCUCAGAGAUCAUCCUCUUGGAACAACAGAUGCUGUUCAGGCUAAGAAAAGUUUAGGGGAAACUAUCUCAAAUCUUGAAAAACUGGUUUCUCAAGAUAAGUUGGGAAAGGUAGAGAGGAAACAAGAAGCUUUAUUUUUGCUUUGCAAAGCUCAUUUUGUAUUGGAAGACUUUCAAAGUUGUGUAGAAUACUGCAAACAAGCUGGAAUGGAAGACAUCUACAUGGACACACAACUUAAGAGGAAAACAAAACUGGUUGCUGAAGGUUUUGCUCACAAAGCAAUGGCUCUUGAACAGUUGCAGUCAAUUGGAAAGUCAGAUAUCAGUGAUGAGGACAUUAUUGCUUGUUAUGAAUGCGCUGGUGACAUAGGGCUCUGGCUAAUUACUGACCAGACAUCUUCACAAAGGACUGUAACAACAUCACAAAUGCCAAAGUUAGGAAGAACCUUGGAGAUAGCAAUUCAAAGGGCCCCAGUGCUUCUUAUCAAGAAUGGGAAAAUUAUUGAUGGCAUCAACAGAUUCAGGCACAUGUUGAGAGUGGUGGAGACAAGAACUACUCUUGGCUUGAGAAAGGGACUAGCCAAACAACUGGCGCAGGUUCUUUUACGAGGAGUUUGUGAGAGGAGCUAUGAAAAACCUUUAAAUUUACUGCCCAGCUCUCCACUGAUAAGCUCAACAUCGUCACUGAAAUCUGGAUCCAAGAUGGACUUGAAGGCCACCUCAAGUAAUGUUAUCACUUGCAAGCAUGCAACCUUUCCUCUAAAACCACAAAUGUACAAUGGAGAAAGUUUGUUUUUCCCCAGGAAUGAAACAGAAGAGAGUUUGCUCCUUUUGCUUUUGGAGGAGGCUAUGGUCUCUAAGGAUGCAGAGCUAAGUCAAGCUCCAGAGAGAUCAACAGCUAGGCAACAGACAGUGAUAGACUCUGAGAAUGCGUACGACUUACUAACAGUGGCACUGGUCAGGAGAGCUCAGUAUGGCAUGUUAGCAGAGUGUUUUGACAGAGGGAUGAAAGUUGCUUUUGAAGAGUUCCACCUGUGGUUUCAGUUUGGUUUGUCUCUGAUCAGCGCAGGCAAAUAUCACAGAGCCCUGAUGGUUCUCAAACAGUGUCAUCAGCUUCGACCAGAGGACUCCUUAGUCUGCCUUUAUGCUGCUAAGCUCUGUUUUAACAGCCUUCACAUGAUUGAUGAAGGGAUAAAGUUUGCCAAGAAAGUCAUCGCCAAGGGAGAUGAGAAAGAGCUUUCGUCCAGAGGAUACCUGGCACUGGGUAUCGGUUACAGCCUGCAGGCCAGCGAAGCUUGUUUAAGAGGAGAACGUCAACAGCUUCAGAAACAAGCAAUUGAUGCUCUUCAGAAGGGGCACAACUUGGAUCCUGACGACAGCGAAGUCUUAUUUCACCUCGCCCUCAAUCAUGCUCUCAUGAGACAGAUGACGAAGGCCCUGAAGAACAUCAGAAAUGCACUUAAAAUGGACAUGAAUCAAUCCUUUUUUCUGCAUCUUUUAGCUCUUAUACUUUCUUCCCAGAAAAAGUUUGUUGAGGCACUAGAGGUCUGUGAUGCUGCUCUGAUGGAAUUCCCUGAUGACUUCAGUUUGCUUCUGACGAAGGUUAAACUGGAACAGGCUUGCUUAGGUGGAGAGCAAGCGCUGAUCACGUGCAAACGGUUGUUGGAAACCUGGAAACGAGUGUACGAGUCUGAUCUAUCGGGAUCCACAGAGCUUCAAAGGGCUGGAUCAGGUUUGCUAGACAAAGUUAUCACAGAUUCUCGAAGCUUGAAACAGAUUCCACUCACAGAACUCACCAGUGAAAAAGACUCCGAUGAUGGUGCCAGUUCCAUCGCGGCUUCAGUGCGCCUGGAACAGGCCUUAUCAGACGAGGCUGCCUCGACUUCCGUCCGACUCAGCGUUCCAGCUGUAUUAGCCUUACAAGCAAAACUCUGGCUUGCUAUUGCUGAUGUGUAUGUCGCCAUGGAAAAGGACACUGAAGCCAGCGCAUGCGUUCAGGAGGCGCAUUUGAUAUUCCCUUUUUCCCCGGAUGUGCUGUUUCAGCGUGGCCGCAUUUUCGAGCUUAAAGAAAACCUUACGGAGGCCAAGAAUUGCUUCGAUAAUGCGAUCUCCAUAAACCCAAGCCACGUGGCCAGCAUUCAACACCUGGGUGCAGUGUAUCACAAACUUGGUAAUCUUGUUAUGGCUGAGAAAGUCCUCCGCGAAGCUAUCAAUAUCGAUCCAACAGCAUUUGAAGCUUGGCAUCUUUUAGGCGUGGUUAUGGAAGCUCAAGACGAACACGAGGCAGCGAGCGAGUGUCUAAUGACAGCUAUUGACUUAGAGGCCACACAUCCUAUUGUGCCAUUAACAGUGAUACCAAGGUUAUUAUGAGCCUACCAGAAGUUUGCUGUGAUCCAACAACCGAAAAACAACAAGAAUACUUAAAAAAUGAUUUUUAGUAGUAAUAUGACUGAGUACAGUCAAAUUAUGUAAUCGUACGAGUGAUUACCAAAUCAGACGACCGCGAUACGGGAGUCCGAUUUGUUUAUUACGAGUAUGAGAGCAGACAGAAUUGAACAACCCAAAGUCCUGUCACCAAUGAAUCAACACUUUGACCAAAAUUUGAGAAAUAAACUAGCCAUCAGUGA